AUGGAGGGACAGAUAGGUUCCUCCGGAGUAGAUGACACCACUGAGCAAGGCACACAGAGGGGAAGACUGUUCUCGGACAACCCCGAUGGUCCCCUGCUGGUUCCAAUUCCAUGUGCUGUCCUUGUGGUGGUCAUUAUCACCACUUUGAUCCUUGCCAUCAUCACUCUGUCAGUGGGAAAGUACAACUGCCCCGGCGUCUGGGAGAAGCAGGAGCCUGGCAAGAAUGGCCAAAGCCCAGUUUUCCCCAUCUCAUGCCCGGAGGACUGGAUUGGAUUCCGAGGAAAAUGUUACCUCUUCUCCAAUACCUCAGACACCUGGAACGCCAGCAAAAGACACUGUUCUAACCACAAUGCGACUCUCACUCAGGUCAACUCAGAAAAGGAUCUGGACUUUCUGAAACGGUUAGUGGGUACCACUGAGCACUGGAUUGGAUCGGUCAGUGGAACCAUCCAGGCCUCGGACCGGACAACCCGUAACCCAGUCAACAAUGGUUCCUGUCACUAUCUAAAGGGCACAACCAGUGGACAAAAAGACUGCCAAGAAAGUUUACUAUGGAUAUGCAGCAAAUCUUCCACACGCUGA
This is a messenger RNA of Tachyglossus aculeatus (Australian echidna), 582 nucleotides long. Its product is annotated as early activation antigen CD69-like. The coding region runs from base 1 to 582 and encodes 193 amino acids. The transcript is spliced from 5 exons. Gene Ontology annotation, cellular component: external side of plasma membrane. The record is from RefSeq and is a predicted model, not a curated record. Lineage: Eukaryota; Metazoa; Chordata; Mammalia; Monotremata; Tachyglossidae.